ACCUAGCAAGUCAAGGGGACGCGGAACAGAUCCUUACCAUGUUUGUGACCUCACCAGUUCCCCAGCCAUUCUCUACUCCAGGCUGGAAAAUUGAAAAGAAGUAUUCCACUAAGGUGCUCGUUGGAAACUGGGUGGAAGAAAGGAGGAAGUUUGCCAAAGCCACUGACCACUCCCCGAAGUGUACUUGCGGGAAGGAGUAUGUCUUCUACCCAGACCACAGACCAGACCAAAUUUCCAGGUGGUAUGGGAGAAGGAGAGGAGAGGGUCUCCCAUACAAGAACCUGACUACCCACCACCAGGAGCUCCCUCACCGUCAUCUGGUCAGCACCUAUGAGGACCAUUACAAUCGGCACAGUUAUAAUCCUUGUGUGCCUCCCCUGCGGAUCUGGAAUGGACAGAGGUUGCUGUGGCUGCCAGAAAAGUCUGACUUUCCCCUUAUUGAUCCCCCCACAAACUACGGACUGUUUGAGCAGCUAAAGCAGAAGUGGCUUACAUCCAAGACUUGCCUGAAGGAGAGCAUUUACUCUACAUCCUACCUCAGGCCGCCGGUGCAGGCCAUGUCCAGGAGGGAGCAUGCCCUCCUGGCCCUUCCUGCUGGACUGCAACCCAUCCCGCGAUUCUGACGACUACCACUCCUCCUGCAGUCUGGCCAGAGCCGGCAGGAGACCCACAGCCUCACUGGACUCGUCAGGCGGCGAGCAUCUGCUGAUAUACCCCAAGAAUUAAUGACGAUCCAUUGUUGGGGGGCGAGGGGAAUGUCCUCUUGGAAUCAUGAUCUCUGUU
Meriones unguiculatus (Mongolian gerbil) is the source of this 783-nucleotide messenger RNA. It is a transcript of the gene Cfap107, whose product is annotated as cilia and flagella associated protein 107. The transcript is spliced from 4 exons. The record is from RefSeq and is a predicted model, not a curated record. NCBI's taxonomy places the organism in Eukaryota, Metazoa, Chordata, Mammalia, Rodentia, Muridae. Bases 39 to 623 code for a protein of 194 amino acids.